AUGGCCUCAUUUUCGGACAUACCCAGAGAGGUCAUUGACCAGAUCUUGAAACACUUACCAAGAUCUAGCCUCGCCAUUGUUUGCCUCGCAAGUAAAUCACUGAGACGUUGUGCUGAGCCUUUUCUCUACUCGACUGUUACGUUCGCAUGGAAUUUCCAGGACUCUCUUCUGAUCGCUCCUCUUCUCGCGACCCUCGUACGCAGACCAGAACUUUUCAAACACUUGGAUGUCGUAAUUUUAGAAGGCAUGUUGGAGGUGAUGGAUGACGUACUCCCCAUGGUCACAUACAAUGUCCCAUUCGACGAGUUUGAGGCUGCCAUUAGAAAAACCAAAACAUCAUUUUCCGACAUGUGGGUUGAGAAGUUAAGAUCAGCUGAUACAUGCAUCUACGCGCUUGCCGCUCUCUUGAUUGCACAUCUUUCUCGAACAACUCAUCUCACGAUCACAACACCUUGGAUAAAUGGGCAACCGUUGGUUGGCAAGGUUAUUCAAGCCAAAAUCUUGUCUGGCCAGCUCCCUCAAUUUGAGCGGCUUAAACAAUUAAAAUACCUUAAGGUACGCGGCCGCAUGGGUAAAUAUAACAGAAUAUUUGGAGAAACUAUCAGUCUCUUCUACCUGCCGACAGUUACACACUUGGAAGUUAUAAUGACAAAUCCGAAAAUUUUCCAGUGGCCUGUACCUACAGGCGAGCCCAACCUCAGCCACCUGAAAUCGCUUAAGAUCGGAUGGCUAUGUGAACCAUUUUUGGCCAAGAUACUGGCUGCUGCCCGGAACUUGGAAUACCUUGAAUGGAGCUGGGAACAUCACAGCCCACCGAACUCUUCGGAUCCUAAUAUUAUGGACUUUGAUAAGAUCACUGAAACGCUCCAGCCUCUGAAAGAUACUCUCAAGUCAUUUGCGUAUACAAUGAAUCUUGGGGUAGAAGGCGACCUACUGGACCACCUGCCGAUGCCUGUCCAGGGAAAUUUCCGCCAUCUUCGCAACUUUACAAGGCUUACUCACUUGGAGGUACCGCUCACACCACGCUCGGAAACCGACUCCACGCUUCUCGCUUUAGCAGACUUUGUUCCCGACAGCGUUGAGGUUCUUACUCUCUCUUCCGCUGCCUUAAAUGAGGAAUGGGGGGGCCCUGGCGCUUGGGCUGAUGACGACGAUUUCAAAUUAGACGAUGUUCUUCCUCUUCUAGAAGCUGCGGCUGAUGGUCGCCCUGCAAGAUUAACACGACUGCGGAGUGUUGUUCUCUUGGACGAUGAAACUGGAGUUGGCCGUCACGGAAUCGGUGAUCUCCGUCGCCAAAUCGGCGAUAGAAUAAAAAAGCUUGAUCUCGGCUUUGAAGUCCGCUUCAAGGCGAUUUAG
Clonostachys byssicola is the source of this 1356-nucleotide messenger RNA. Lineage: Eukaryota; Fungi; Ascomycota; Sordariomycetes; Hypocreales; Bionectriaceae. The record is from the annotation of a GenBank genome assembly.